This is a messenger RNA of Scophthalmus maximus (turbot), 4199 nucleotides long. It is a transcript of the gene ppp1r13l, whose product is annotated as protein phosphatase 1, regulatory subunit 13 like. The transcript is spliced from 13 exons. The record is from RefSeq and is a predicted model, not a curated record. Lineage: Eukaryota; Metazoa; Chordata; Actinopteri; Pleuronectiformes; Scophthalmidae. The coding region runs from base 444 to 2858 and encodes 804 amino acids. Gene Ontology annotation, molecular function: transcription factor binding. Gene Ontology annotation, biological process: positive regulation of cell differentiation; regulation of transcription by RNA polymerase II.
UCGAGUCAGCAGGUGGGACGGACGACGGCUGCCGGCUGCCCCGAGAGGGGACCCUAAGGGCCCGACCUGCCCUCAACUGUUUUGCCUGGAAGUGUUACCCAAGUAUGGGGAAACUGUGGCUUGUUUAGACAUGAAGGCCGUUCGUGUUGUGCGUGCACAAAUUGUUGGCUCUGUGUCAGAGUGCCUGAGGGGAGGAGAGAGUCGGGCGCCUGCAGCAGGAGAGAAAAGGGGAGGGUUGAGCACUACUCAGCGGGUUCAGUCCGAAAGACAAAGCUUAGACUUCUUAAAAAGGUUUAGUCAGAUUGAACGGGAAAUACCAGAGACCAGAGCUUGUUUCUACGAAUCUCUGCGCUGUUGCAUUUCACCACAGGUCCUGGAGCGGAGCCAGGUUGUUUUGACGUGUCGGUGCAGAAUGCAGAGCAGCACAGUGCUUCCUCGCAGCCAUGAGUUCUCAGGCGAGCUAUGGCACGGGCAUGCUGUUCCAGAGCAUAAACGAUGACCUCAACGCAUCGCUGGCCACGGCCGACGAGUUAUCCAGAGAGUUUAACUCCAUGCUGGAGGAGGCUUCUUCCAACAACAGAAAUACCACGUCUGGGCCUCAGACCAGCACUGCAAUCACCAGAGACACGGGUCAGUCCACAAGGCUGUCCAACACCCCCGUCACCGCAAAUGAGUCGAGUUUCCGCCGUAACAGCAGCGCCAGCUCUACGCCCUUCUCCCCGAGGUCGACAUCUUUCCAUCCCGUGGACUCAGUCAUCUCCAGCAGUAAAAAGGCCCCCUCCCCCCCGGUCUUCUCCAGCAGCCCACUCUCGUCCCCCAAGAACCUCAGGCAGGCGCGCUCUCCAAUGCCUGGAGCUGGACCCGACAGCUUCUCCUACAGCCAGCCGAGCCCCCCACACUCGCCUCACACUAGGCGCAAUUCCCCCGGUCGCUACGACAGGAGUCCAGGAGGUUCAAUCAGCUACGCAGAUAGAAGCCCUUUGCCGAGCCUCUCAGCCGCUCCCCUUGACCAGUCGCCCCGCCAAGCGUCGCUCCACUCCCCCACCAACAUGCUGAGCCCUUACGACAGUGGCCAGAAGGGACGCAGGUCGCCUCGCCCGGACAGAAACCCCUCUCCUCUGUCAUUCAAUCAUGCGAUGUCCAACACGAUCCCUCGUAACUUUGGUACCAGGAAACCUGAAGAGGGCGUGCAGCGGCAAAAGAGUCCUAGCAAGUGGAACGAGACAGAUCUGGACAUGUCUUACGAGAGAAAACCUCACCACACCUAUGACAAGACAGAGUGGCUGCGGCCAUCUGUGCCAAACAGCGGCUGGAGAGAAUCCAACCUCGACGGCCCUCCUCCAGGCUCAAGCCUCAAAAAGGACCCUCGCUCCCCAUCUCUCCAGUUUUCCCAAAGCUCUCUUCCCCGCAACGCACGUAUAUCAGUACCUCCAGAUGUUUCAUCCCCAGCCCUCUCCCCUUACACCAUUCAGCCCAUCAUCUCCCGUAUUUCAAUACCCCCAACUUCUACCGAGUCCCGUCAGCGCAGACCCAUCCCUCUCUCCGUCAUCAUGCGUCUCCAGAACCCCCAUUGGGUAGGGAACACAAGACACCAGCCCAGGGUUGUGGGAGGAGAAGGGGACAUGACACCUUACCAACCGGCUGUACCGUUCCCGAGGGAAUUCUUCCACCAAUUUGUGCCCCAGCCUCAGCUACACCCACCUGAGCUGAGACAGCCGGCCAUAUACAGCGAUGUGCUGAAAUCGGGCGAUAUAGAUGCAGAGUUAGAGCGGCUGGACUACAUUCAUCACAUACCUGUGGUCCAGGAGAAUCCCACAUUGAGAGAGAGGGAGCAGGCCGUAGCGCCCGCUCCACGGCCCCUGAGCCCCACCAGGCUGCAGCCAGUGGUGGCCCCUGAGGCCCAGAUCCAGGAGAUCCCUGACCUGGAGGAGCUGCUCCGUAUCCGGGCAGAAAUACCCCGGGCGCUGAAGAGACGGGGCUCCGUGGACCAGUCGCAGUCCAUGAAGAGGGCCUCGCAUUACGAGCCGAACCAGUACAAACAUCUCAUUGACAAGCUGUUUCGCAGGAAGGAGCGCCGCAGGAAGGGGGAGAAAGGUAGCGAGACCAGUAGCUCCUCAGACGGAGAGGACUGCGCUACACCUCCGGCCCCUGUCCCUCAGACAUCCACACUGAUUCCCCACGACUUCAAAAGCUACCAUUCCAUUCUGCGGCGGUCCAGUCGGGAGCGCAAAAAGACUGGGAAUCGAGCUCGGCUCAGCCCACUGGUCCUGCUGCUGGACGGAGCUCUGGUCGGAGAACUGGAGACAGUGAAGAGAGCGGUGCAGGAGAUGAACGACCCGAGCCAGCCAAAUGACGAAGGCAUCACCGCCCUUCACAAUGCCAUCUGCGGGGGCCAUUACAAUGUGGUGGACUUACUUGUUCGCAUCGGAGCCAACGUCAGUGCACCAGACAGCCACGGCUGGACUCCACUGCAUUGUGCCGCCUCUUGUAACGACCGUCCCCUGUGUGAGUUCUUGGUGAGGAACGGGGCGGCUGUCAUGGCCAUGACGGAGAGCGACGCCGCUAUCGCCUCCCAGAAGUGUGAUCCUUACGCUGCCGGGUUUGACGAGUGUGAGAGCUUCCUGAAGGGUGUGCAGGAGGCCAUGGGGGUGGAGAACAGCGGGGUGCUGUACGCUCUCUGGAGCUACCCAGCUCAGGCAGCCGAUGAGCUGAGCUUCAGAGACGGAGACAUGGUCACUAUCCUGCAGAAACCCGAGGGGUCGGGCUGGUGGUGGGCCUCGCUCUGUGGCAGGGAGGGAUUUGUUCCAUUCAACUACUUUGGGCUUUUUCCGAAGGUUCGACCAAAGUCUCUCUGCUAAGUGGCCUCCAGAUGAUCAGAGGGCCGUGUGUUACAGCCUCACAACUGUUGUUUGAGAAGAUCCUGUCCGUCUGAUUAUGGCAAGGAUAUUGCUGCUGCCGGGAACGAGAAAUGUUUUUGAUCUGUCAUUCAAGGAGAGAUGAAGGAGAAGUCUCAGUAUAUUCAAUUUACCGAAUGAGGAUGAAUCUUCAUAGAUGACGUAAUUUUUUUUUUACCUUAUCUGCUGUAGGAAUUUUUUCUCUUCUGUUGAGCUGUGCCUGUCUGUCCUGUGAAAUCUAAAAAAAUGGUGCGGCUUCAGUCCGAGCGAGCAACAACAAAAAAAUCCCCCUGCUUGCUACCGGAGCAGAGUCGCCAGCUACUGCAUCAAAGAAGCGUUGAACACUCGUCGGGGAAUGAGAGCGGUGAUGAGUCGACGCGGAGCUGUUGGUUCUUUUAUUAUAUUCUUCAUUGUUCUUUUAUAAUAGUCAUGUAAGCCUCUACUGUCACUGUCUCCGAAAGGAGGUUUUUGGAUUACAUGUUCUCCCCGUGACGGCAUGGGGUUUGCCCCGGGUUCUCCUGCUCCCUCCUCCAGUCCAAAAACAUUCCGCUUAGGUAAAUUGGUGUGAAUGUGAGCGUGAAUGGUUGUUUGUCUCCGUAUGUCGGCGCUGCGAUAGGCUGUCGACAUGUCCAGGGUGAACCCCGCCCCUCGCCCAGUGUCAGCUGGGAUUGCCUCCAGCCCUCCUUCGACCCCUCAAAGGAUAAGCGCUUUAGAAGAUGGAUGGAUGGAUGGAAAGCCUCUAUGUGCAUGUCACUGUUUUUUGGUAAUUGAACAUUAGAUGUAAGUGUUAGUCUCCAUGGCCACUGGAACUACUUUGUGAAGCCAAUCUUCCGACCACUGUGGCUGAUUGAUCCUGCCACACAUUCCUGACCGCGACAGCACAGAUGUGACGUUUGACGAGCGACGCUUUCCUACAAGUGUGGCUGUAGGCUUGACACACAGUAUUUUGGAAUCAGCCACACGGCAAGAGGUCACUGUCACGCGAGCGAGCGUCCGGCUUGUUUCUGCUGGGCCUCAGUCCUUGUACAGCACUGUUGGUCCCCUGUUGUAUUUUUACGCUGCCUGUGAUAGAAAUGAAUCUGGUUGGAAAGAGCGUGUGUUUUUCUGUGACAGGGAAACUGGCCCUAUUUGUGGAUUCACUGUGGUAGAGUGAGUAUUUGAUGAAGCAUUAUUUUUUCUCUAUGCAAUGAGUGUCCAAUGUAAGACGGUUGUCACAAAAGGGACUGCUGUGCACCGUCUCCCCUCACAGGGGCCACGCAGUGAUUACAUAUUUAGAUACUCAAUAAAUAAACAAGCUACAUCUUU